AUGAGUCCAUCUCACAUUCGAAUAUUAUCUCAGAAUAACCUCUACUAUUUCUAUCUCUGUCUCACUACAAAGCACUAUCAUCACUCAACUAAAGUCAAAAUGCCCCUUGUUGUCCCCGGGAUUACCAACACCGGUAGCGGUAACAGCAAAGACGACUGGCUCAAUAAGCUUGUUGGGAAGAAGAUCAGCGAUUCUCAUAAUGAGACUUGUUUCGCAAAACAAGACCUCCCUGAGUCUCAUCGGAUCGUAAAGCCGGGAGAUUUCACGACGAUGGACUACAGACCCGAAAGGUUGAAUAUUCAUCUUGAUGAGAACGAGAACGUUCGUGAUGUGAACUAUGGGUAG
Messenger RNA from Aspergillus nidulans FGSC A4, 345 nucleotides. RefSeq lists its product as uncharacterized. The record is from RefSeq and is a predicted model, not a curated record. The transcript is spliced from 2 exons. Lineage: Eukaryota; Fungi; Ascomycota; Eurotiomycetes; Eurotiales; Aspergillaceae. Bases 1 to 345 code for a protein of 114 amino acids.